This is a messenger RNA of Rhagoletis zephyria (snowberry fruit fly), 2289 nucleotides long. The record is from RefSeq and is a predicted model, not a curated record. NCBI's taxonomy places the organism in Eukaryota, Metazoa, Arthropoda, Insecta, Diptera, Tephritidae.
AUGCAGCGUUGCGUCACUCGAGACAGCUCCAGUGACUACGAGCUCUGUGAUCAGAAUGGCAGUCUAAAGCCAAACAACAGCAGCAGCAGAGAUAAGGCAAAGGAUGAGGAGAAUGUGCAACUGCUGGCAAACAAUGCCAUCAUCAACAGUGCUGACUUGAAGGAGGACUGUGCGACAACUAACAACGGAGGAUACAAGCAGUCCUCAAUAGAACAUUUCGACGAUGACGAUCUGGAGAACUUUACCUCUUUUGGUGCUCCACAGUUGGACAGUCUCAUCGGACAGCCUGAACUACCUAGCGGAGGCAUUCCACUUGAUAAAGUAGAAAACUAUGAAACAAUUUUGCAGAGACAAAAAAUCAGCAAACUACUAAAGUAUCCCUUCUAUCAAGUGGACAUUCACCUUCGAAGUGCAUCAAACUUGCUGGCAAAAGAUUCAUGUGGAACCAGUGAUCCGUACGUCAAGUUCAAAGUAGGCAACCAGAUUAUUCACAAGAGCAGGACAAUCUUCAAAACGCUAAAUCCAAUCUGGGAUGAGUACUUUGUUGUGCCAGUAGACGACAUCUUUGAGCCAAUAGUGCUCAAAGUGUACGACCACGACCUUCUCUUCGUUGAUGACUAUCUCGGCUCGACGCACAUCGAUCUCACUAAAUUGGAGCCUAACGUCUCCACUGAGCUUGAAAUGUUUUUGCACGAAAAUGACGAUGCCGAGAAGGCGAACGUUGAUGAAAAGUGGGGAAAAGUGGUCGUCUCAGUGAAGCUAAACCCAAAGUCUCAAGAGGAGAAGGAGCACUUUUACGGACGCGGAAAGUGGGUCACCAGCUUUGGCGUCGACGGACCGAGCAAGAAGGUGCGCACACAGGCGUACGACAGUGUGGUCAAUGUGAUGCUGAUCAAGGGGAAUAACAUUUCCCUUGAAACGGACUACUGCAUCAAGUUCAAGCUGGCUAAUGAAAAGUACAAAAGCAAGGUGGUCGCCAAGACGACAUCGUCGCCCUACUGGGGCGAACAGUUUGACUUGCGCCUCUUCACCGACCAGUCCAAGGUGCUGGAAAUAACGCUCUGUGGGGCGAAUCAGUCGGCAUCUGACUUCAUCGAGAAGUCGUGCAUUGAUCUCAGCGAGCUGCCCAUUGAAAAGUCGCACCAGAUAGUGCAGAAGUUCAACGUCGACCAGCGGAGCAUUGAGCUGCUGGUGACCAUCACCGGCAGCCAACAGGGGCCGCCGUCGGCCAACAACAACAACAAUCACAUAUCCUCGAGUAACCUCAACUGUCCGGUGACGCGUUCAAGAACGUACGCGGACAUUUGCAAGAAAUAUAACUUUCUUCACAGUUUGAAUGAAUUACCCGAUGUUGGUCACUUGAUUGUCAAAGUUUACAAAGCUGAAAAUCUAGUCUCCGCCGACAUCAAUGGAAAAAGCGAUCCAUUUUGUGUCCUUGAGCUGGUCAACGAGAGACUUCGGACAGGCACAGAGUAUAAAACGCUCUGUCCUGAAUGGAACAAAGUGUUUGAGUUUAACAUUAAGGAUAUUCACGAAGUGCUUGAAGUGACCGUUUACGAUGAAGAUAAAGAUCGUUGCGAAUUUUUAGGCAAAGUUGCCAUCCCAUUGCUCAAAAUUAAAAGCGGAGAAAAGAAAUGGUACGCGCUCAAAGAUAAGAAGCUUCAACACAGGGUAAAAGGCCAUGUUCAACUGGAGUUUUGGAUCUCAUUUAACAAUAUUGAAUUUAUUGACGAGACUGCCUUUGAUGAGGAUGACGACGAGAAAGCGGAAGAGAAAAAGUCAUUAAAGGAGAAGCUUCAAACGGUGCAAGAAAUUUCUACUGUGGUGAUGAACAUUAUUGGAGAAAUUGCAUCCUACAUUGAACGGAUUAAAAACACGUCAAAUUUUAGUGUGCCUUUCCUUUCUUGGCUAGCCGUAAUCGUACUCAGUAUUGCCACCUUAAUCCUCUACCACAUUCCCAUUCGGUACUUGAUUCUCGCGUGGGGCGUGAACAAGUUUACUAAAAAGUUCCGGGCGCCUGAUGCCAUCAACAACAACGAACUUCUCGACUUUUUGUCCCGCGUGCCUGACAUUGAUCAAAAGAUGAUGUACAAAGAAUUCAAACCAAACGUCGCUUCAGAUUACAAAAGCAAUCAACAGUCACCGAGUCAAAAUGGACCGAUCCACGCUGCAGCCUCGACUACACCUCGAAGCAGUACGCUAAGCAAAAACACCAGUUUCAAGUCAGACCUAAGUGUGGCUUCGGUGGAAAGUGCUUCUGAUAACAGGAAGAAUAAAAAGAAAAAGUGA